Molecule: messenger RNA, 1939 nt
Organism: Rhagoletis pomonella (apple maggot)
Lineage: Eukaryota; Metazoa; Arthropoda; Insecta; Diptera; Tephritidae
Product: nudC domain-containing protein 1
Exons: 2
Coding region: 89-1816 (575 amino acids)
Source: RefSeq, a predicted model, not a curated record
AAUCGGAGAAAACAAAAAAUACAAUCCUCGUUAUUUGCGCCAGGAAGUAAAUUAGAAGAAGAUUUUUUUCAAAAGUUAUUUAUGUAGAAUGCCGAAAAUUGUGGAGUUACGCUCAAACCGUAGCUUAUUACAAAGCAAUUUUGAUGGGUACAAACUGUCCCUAGAUCCAGUGGCUUUACUACGUCAGGAACUCCCAUAUGCUCCUCAUAAAGCUGAACCAAAUGAGGAUCAAUAUUCCUUACUGCAUGCAGAACUUUUUUCUAUGCAAAAUUUGCAGCAAGUAGAUCCGUGGGCUCGCACGGAUUCGUACUAUGUUAGCCGACUUGCCGAAGUUGUGCGGGCAGCUUACAAUGAGCCUUCUGGACGUGCGGAAUCAGUGCAGGUCGUAUAUCGCCUUUCAACACAUACGCCGCGUGUCAAAGGAGAUUACAAUUAUUCCAUGCGUUUUAUAUCUGAAAAGUAUUGCGUUCUAUGUGAUGGGAUUCAACAUCUGUUUUUAUUAGACACAAACGAUCGUACUAAAGCAGCUAAAUGGAAGUUGAUUGCCGAAACGCCUAUAGUGGCAUUUGCUAAUUCUAUAUCUUCUGAGCGCAAUUUUUGCUUGUACGAUUGUCGUUUGGAUAUCGUACAGGAGGAAAAGCAAAUUAGUUUAGCGAUAGGUAGAGUCGAAAGAAACGACAGUUCCUCCGGCGGCGGCUCCAAACAUUUUAUGCAUUUGCAUUGGGCCAAAUGGAUACACAAUAAAGAAUGGUUGUUUUCGAUACUCGAUACUCUUGAGGGAAAAGGCUCGUUAUAUUAUUGUGCAUUUGAACCCCGUGCUGAAUCUAUUAUUAUUUGUUCGAACCAUGAAUACACUUUUCGUUCUAAAAAAUCGUCUGAUAAUAAAGAAAAUACUGAUAAGAUUCCGUUGUAUAAAGAAGUAUCUGAAAUUAAUGGCUUCACAUGGACGCAAACAGACGACGAUAUAACUAUAAAAUUUGACGUUAAGGAAGGAAAGGAAAGAACCGAUUACAGUGUCAAUUAUGCUGCUGAUAAACUGACCGUGAAGUGUUGCGAAGAAGUGCUUUUUGAUAGUCAGCUCUUCGGUAAGGUUGACCAAGACUUGACCACAUGGACAAUCGAAAACAAUUACUUACAAAUAACGUUGGUUAAACGAGUUUUAACUUUGAAUUGGCCAUCGCUUCUAUGUGACAACGUUGGCCCUGAAGAAACUUUAGACAAAAGCGGACAAUCCGAUUUACCUAUAGAUCAAAGGCCUAUUGUCAACUUGGAAGCUCCUAUUGAGGAUUGUGACUUUCCUAUGUCUGGCAUUGAAGAGGAAAUACGAAUUGGCCGCUAUCAUCUGUCAACGAAGUCAAUAACACACGCUGUAUUACUAGGUUCAUCGCCUCCCCUUUUCUCCACUAACCUGCGACCAGGUUUCCCCAAUGCUUUGGCAAUACGCCAAGAUGUUGAUGCUGGGCUCUGGUUGCAAAACUACAAUCCAAAUAAACCUGAAGACUGGUCUCUGCGGCACGAAGCCAACUUGCAUGCAUUUGGAUAUGUGCAAGCUUCUAAGCAACAAAGGAAAUUCAUUGACUGUUCACCAGACUUCAAUUAUGCUCUCAUCUGUGAAUCGCAUCGCCAUGUUUUCCUUUACAAAUCAAAUUAUGAUGGUGCAGAUGGUCUACGAAAUCGUAACGGCCCGCAAGUUAGGUUGGGAAAGCAACACUUAGUAACCUUGGAAGAUGCAGGAGAAGUUCUCGGACUUGCAACUGCGGAAAGCGUUGUGACCAUAUUGACGGAACGUUGUCUGUUACAUUUGCAAUUAAGUUAGCUAAACUAUUACUCUAAAUUAUUUUGAAGUUAGGCCAAAAAUUCCAAAAAGAUUAACGUUCACGCAUCAAAUGUGUGAUUUUUUUCUAUUAACAAUGAAUAACCAACAAUAAUGGCCGUACGA